Messenger RNA from Guyanagaster necrorhizus, 1019 nucleotides. RefSeq lists its product as uncharacterized. The record is from RefSeq and is a predicted model, not a curated record. The transcript has 3 exons. The annotation marks the transcript as partial. Gene Ontology annotation, cellular component: cytoplasm. Gene Ontology annotation, molecular function: cysteine-type endopeptidase activity. Gene Ontology annotation, biological process: proteolysis. NCBI's taxonomy places the organism in Eukaryota, Fungi, Basidiomycota, Agaricomycetes, Agaricales, Physalacriaceae.
CGACGAUGAUCGAUCCGUCUGAUAACGUUCUCCCUACGAUAGAAUACUCUCGAGGACUUGCAGGAUUUCCUUCAGCUGCGUCAAGCAAGAGCUAUGAAAUGUCCUUACCAGGACACUCAGAGUGUCGCCCAUUCCUUGACUCUUCAUCCCAUGGAUCGUCUUCCCAGGCAUUGUUCAUGGACCGAAUCUUACGAAUUAGAAAGGAGAUACAAAUACUUGAGAGGCGAAUAUCCUCCCUGAAAGAAUCCGAAAUCAAAAUUGCCGAGGAGUAUGGGAUGCAUUCGGACGAGAUUGAUUCACCUGCCAUUCUACAGAAAGCGAAGGAAAGGGUAUUGGCCUUAGAGGGAGCAUCCAUGGAAACCAAAAACAAGGCCGUAAAGACGGCUGUGGUUCUUGACACCCUAUACAAACUUCGGUGUAGUCUGUCAGAGCUGCAGCGAGUUACAAUUGUACCAAGUCUCCGGGUUAGCCAUCGAGCACAAGAGAAUUACGAGUUUCCAAGCGGCAUAGAAGCUUCUCGCUUUUGGGUGGUCAUUAUAGGAAUUGACGCAUACCGGCAGCUUCCCUUACGAGGCUGCGUCUUCGAUGCAAUAACAAUGGAGAAAUAUUUUAUUGACUUAGGUGUUCCGAAGUGCCGCAUACAACUACUCUUGGGCCGUCUCGAUGGAUCAAGGCAUGAUUCAUUGUUUCCCUCUCGUGAAAAUAUCAUCAAAGCGCUUCACGAUAUUCGUACCAAUCCUCUCAUUGAGAUAGGAGAUUCGAUCAUUAUCUACUUUUCCGGGCAUGGAUCGCACUACUUUUGUUCAAAUUACUUCGAGGAUAAAGUCGGUGGAUCGGCGCACCUGGGAUCCGUCGAAGCCAUAUGUCCCGUAGACCGUGAUGAACUUGAUACAGAUGGCCAUCCGAUUUCUGAUAUCAGCGAUAGGGAACUUAAUACCAUAAUUUCCUUGAUCCGUGAUACAAAGGGCGACAACAUCACUCUCAUUCUUGAUUGCUGCCAUUCUGGCAGCGCCACCCGU